GAAAGCAGUGUCGUGUGAGCGAGCCCGGUGCCUUUGCGCCGCCGUCAAAUCGCGCGCCACCGCACCAUGCCUGCGAGUCCCGUGCUGGUGAUAGCCGCCGCCGUUUACGCCGCCCUCGGGGCCGCUGUGCCGCCGACGGAUCCCGCCACCGCCCCCUGCGCCAUCCUCGAAGAGCGCUGCCAGUGCACCCCGGACCUGCAGGAGUUCGUCUGUCGCACAGCCGGCUUCACCGAGGUGCCGCACCUGCCCUAUUCCAUCACUAAACUGGACCUAACAAGCAACAAUAUCACAUCUCUAAACGAAACGUCGCUGUCCCCGUACACACAUAUGGAAGAAUUGACCCUUUCGGAAAACAAACUGGAAUUCAUCCACCCUAAAUCAUUUGCGAAGAACAUCCAGCUAAAAAGAUUACUUUUGCAAGGCUGCGGUCUCGUCGACAUCCCCAUCGAAGCCCUCCGCCCCCUCAGCAAGCUCCAAACUUUGCAUCUGGGCAAUAACGAAAUCUGGAAACUGGAUGGAACCACUUUCCAGCAGGUUCCUGCACUGCGCAGCUUGCGUCUGGACGGCAACCGUCUGCGCGGUGUUCCUUCGGAGGCAUUGACCGGUCUCCCACACCUUGAGGUCCUGAAUAUUGGAAAUAAUUUGAUCGCCAGCCUUCCUGUGGCCGCAUUUCCACCACUCGACAAGCUGGUUGUUUUAUUGAUGAAACGUAACCAGAUCAGUGAGAUAGCUGAGGAAGCUUUUGCCAACUUGACAUCUUUAAAAGUUUUGGAACUCGACGACAAUUUCCUAACACAGAUACCUACAGCCGUCACGAAGCUUGCCAAACUACAGGAACUGUCGAUAUCUGGUAAUCGCAUCAAGUAUAUCCGUGGGGGAUUAUUGCAGAAGACGCCCGCAUUAGCCCUCCUAGAGCUCAAAGGAAAUCCUUUGACAGGAGUGGACGCCCACGCAUUCUCUUUCCUGCCGCGACUCCGAAAGCUGAUUCUAUCUGAAGCCAGAGAAUUGUCGACGUUUCCCAACUUAAACGGCACGACGGCCUUAGAGAUACUGAGGUUGGAUAGGGCAGGGAUUUCCUCUGUUCCUUCCUCUUUAUGUACGACUUGUCCCAGACUUAAAAGCUUGGAUCUCAAAUCGAAUAAGCUCAAGACGAUACCGGAUCUCAACAACUGUAGAGAAAUGAGGGUCCUAGAUUUGGCCAGCAAUCACAUCCGGUCACUGGAAAACAGGCCAUUUCGUGGCAUGUACCAAAUGCACGACCUACUCUUAGCUCACAACGAAAUCCAAUACAUCCCACAAGACGCCUUCCACAAUCUCUCCAGACUUCAAGUUUUGAACCUUGAAGAUAAUCAGAUUUCGUUUAUACACCCGGACGCGUUCCUACCAAUUUCGAAAAUCGAGGAUUUGAAUUUGGGACAAAACGUAUUCCCCCAUCUGCCGUCAGCUGGCCUGGAACGACUGUUACACUUAAAGACUUUCAAUAAUCCGAACCUACGCGAAUUUCCACCACCGGAAGAGUUUCCAAGGAUUCAGACUUUGGUGUUGGCUUAUGCAUACCAUUGUUGCGCUUUUUUACCCUUAAUUCCAUCGAAUCCACCCCCCAAAGCCAAAGAUUUUAUUGUAUUUCCUGAUAUCGAAGAUAUUGAUAUGAAUAUGUGGAAUUCUAGUUUGAGCGAUUAUUGGCCUUCCCAGCAAAAUUUGAGUCAUAAAUUUGGCAAAAAAUUCGAAACCAUUUGGGAAAAUAUUCGUUCUGAUUUUACGUAUCCUGGAAAUUUUCCUUCAUAUAUGGAAGAGUAUGCCGAAGAAGAGGCUUUAAGAGUCGCUGGAGCUGAUGGUAACCCAGGAAAAAUCCAAUGCUUACCAUUACCAGGACCUUUCUUACCGUGUCAAGAUUUGUUCGACUGGUGGACCCUGAGAUGUGGAGUGUGGAUAGUCUUUUUAUGUGCCAUGUUAGGUAACGGAACGGUCGUUUUCGUUUUGAUAUUUUCAAGAGGAAAGAUGGAUGUUCCAAGGUUUUUGGUGUGUAAUCUUGCUGCAGCAGAUUUCUUCAUGGGCAUAUAUUUAGGUUUUUUAGCAGUCGUCGACGCAUCGACGCUCGGAGAGUUCCGGAUGUACGCAAUCCCGUGGCAGAUGUCCGCCGGUUGUCAAUUAUCCGGUUUCUUGGGCGUGCUCAGCUCGGAACUGUCAGUCUACACACUCGCCGUAAUCACUCUCGAGCGGAACUACGCCAUCACUCACGCCAUGCACUUGAACAAAAGACUUUCGCUCAAACAUGCCGGCUACAUCAUGAUCUGUGGCUGGAGCUUCGCCAUAGUCAUGGGACUUCUCCCCUUAUUCAGCGUCUCCGACUACCGUAAGUUCGCCGUCUGCCUCCCCUUCGAAACCAAAGAUGCCGCCAGCUUGACAUACGUCGUCUUCUUGAUGUUCAUCAAUGGCGUAGCUUUCCUAAUCUUGAUGGGUUGCUAUCUCAAGAUGUACUGCGCCAUUCGCGGCUCCCAAGCUUGGAAUUCCAACGACUCACGGAUCGCCAAACGGAUGGCGCUCUUAGUUUUUACAGACUUCUUGUGCUGGUCACCGAUAGCGUUCUUCUCAUUGACUGCCGCUUUCGGUCUGCAGUUAAUCUCGCUGGAACAAGCCAAAGUGUUCACUGUGUUCGUUUUACCUCUAAACUCGUGUUGUAACCCGUUUCUGUACGCUAUCUUGACGAAGCAGUUCAAGAAGGACUGUGUGAUGAUCUGUAAAGCGAUUGAAGAGAGCCGGGUUACGCGUGGCAUUGGACGGUGUCGCCAUAGUUCUAACUUUAGUAAUAGACAAACUCCGGCGAAUACUAAUAGUUUAGCUGAUAGGUCGUCCCGUGAGAACCAGAACCAUCACGUACCAACGUGUACGUGUAACGCGAAAUUGCUGGGAGAGAGAAACGCUCCUCCACAAAGGACUGACCGGAAGAAGGGAACGCGCGAGUGGUUGUUGAGCAAAGCCAGAUGGUUACUCUGUGUGAGAAGACAACCCCGUCAUAGGCCUCGCUCUGACCAGUAUACUUAUCAAAUAGCCGAAAUUCAGCAGAAGCAACACAAGAGAGCCUCUUCAGUUUCCUCUUCAGAGAACUUCAGUUCGUCACGAUCGGAUUCGUGGCGCCAUAACCACCAUUGCGGGAUUCCCUUGAGGUUAUUGGAUCCCAAACGCAGAGCAUCCUCCUGGUUGGUUACCAGAAAAACUUCACAAGACUCUAAUUUAUCGAGCUCGAGAAACGAUUCCUCUGGUUCGGCGACCACAGCUAGCACUAGCACCUGGCGGAUAUCGCGUUCGAGUGCCUCGAGCGAACCCAACAGGAUGAGAGCAAAGCCACGGUUGACACGACAGAGUGCCAUACAGGACGAAGCUGAUCUUCCGGGAUCUCCCGGCAGGUUAACUGUCAGGUUCCUGACGACUAUUCCUUCGGCUGCUGAGACCAGCAUGCAGAUGGAAGACGAGCAGCAACCAUCAAUGCUUGUAAGUCCUUCGAAGGAAAGGGAAGGUCCUUUAUACGCUAUUUUGCAUUCACAGCCGGUCACUCCGGCGAGGAGACAGUCUAUAAUUACGCUGCAUCCCCCAGAGACCAUCCAUACUACUUCUAGUCAGCCCAGUGAAGCGGGGCCAUCCAGAUAAUAAUAAAUGCAUUUAGUACCUAGGUUUACCAAAAGAGGGCGCUCUGAGUUUUGAUGCGGACAAUAGACGCCAAGUUGCGCGCGUUUCUUAGAAUUAAGUAAUUUUCGUUAAGUGUGACUUAACUGAGACAGUAUUUUCAAUAAGAGAUACAUUUUCAAGGCUCAGGGCGUAUCGCUACCAAAAUACUACCUAUUUUAGCUAUAAAUGUUUUGUAUAUUUAUUAUUUAUACGUAAUGUAAGACAGAAUGCGUGAUAAUAUGUUUAGGAUAAGUCGAAAAAUUAAUAACAAUAAGUGAUAAUUUAUAACGCAAA
Zophobas morio is the source of this 3957-nucleotide messenger RNA. RefSeq names its product lutropin-choriogonadotropic hormone receptor (gene rk). NCBI's taxonomy places the organism in Eukaryota, Metazoa, Arthropoda, Insecta, Coleoptera, Tenebrionidae. The record is from RefSeq and is a predicted model, not a curated record. Gene Ontology annotation, molecular function: G protein-coupled peptide receptor activity; protein binding; protein-hormone receptor activity. Gene Ontology annotation, biological process: adenylate cyclase-activating G protein-coupled receptor signaling pathway; hormone-mediated signaling pathway; activation of adenylate cyclase activity. The transcript is spliced from 16 exons. The coding region runs from base 67 to 3645 and encodes 1192 amino acids. Gene Ontology annotation, cellular component: plasma membrane.